This is a messenger RNA of Hordeum vulgare subsp. vulgare (domesticated barley), 569 nucleotides long. RefSeq lists its product as uncharacterized. The record is from RefSeq and is a predicted model, not a curated record. The coding region runs from base 67 to 480 and encodes 137 amino acids. NCBI's taxonomy places the organism in Eukaryota, Viridiplantae, Streptophyta, Magnoliopsida, Poales, Poaceae. Gene Ontology annotation, molecular function: zinc ion binding. The transcript has 2 exons.
GCGCCGUAUCCACCGCUGGCAUCUUCACCGAGGACAGUAGCUCAUUCGGUGCAGCCGCCGGCGGGGAUGCUGCCGUUGGUACCUUGCCCUAGCUGCGGCAUUCGGUCUACAAUUCGUCUUGUGUCAAAAUCGGAGACAAAUCCUGGCAGGAUUUUCUACAAGUGCCCCAAUCAUCAUAUUCCACCAAAUCCUUGCCAACAUUAUUACUGGGAAGAUGGACCAGACAACUAUUUUGAUUUUUUGGUGAGAGGUGGGUACAUCAGCCAUGGAUUGAGCAGUUUUGAUUCGGCUGGUGUCAUUGCAAGUGAAGAGAUAGAAGUGCAAGAGGAAUGUGCAGGAGCAAUGCAGAGCACUGUUGAGACUGUGGUGAAUGCGGAUGUACUGAAGAAGAUGAAUGAGCUUAUUUUUCUUUGUAAGAGUAUUCUCAGUGCACUUGUUGUAUUGAUUGCAGUAGUGGUGUAUGUAGGUUUUAAGAAGUGAUGUGGUAGUGAUGUAUCCAGUGUUGAUGUAUGCACUGUUGAUUUAUCCAGAUCUUGAUCAUGUACUGUGGUAAUGAAUUUGAAGUAAAA